Molecule: messenger RNA, 1713 nt
Organism: Sinocyclocheilus rhinocerous
Lineage: Eukaryota; Metazoa; Chordata; Actinopteri; Cypriniformes; Cyprinidae
Product: potassium/sodium hyperpolarization-activated cyclic nucleotide-gated channel 2-like
Exons: 10
Coding region: 1-1713 (570 amino acids)
Biological process (GO): sodium ion transmembrane transport; potassium ion transmembrane transport; regulation of membrane depolarization
Cellular component (GO): membrane; dendrite; HCN channel complex
Molecular function (GO): voltage-gated potassium channel activity
Source: RefSeq, a predicted model, not a curated record
AUGGUGGCACCGGGGCUUCCGCGCGGAACGGAGACUCUAAGCGGCGCAGUAAGAGCAGCCUGCCGUCUCCCGGUUACCGUCUCCGCCGGACCCGAGACCACCACCACCACCACGGCGGCCGGGACACCGGAGACCGGACCGGGGCUAGACGGCGAGGAUUACAGCUAUUCAAACCAGUCCACCUUCAUCCAGAGGCAGUUCGGAGCCAUGCUGCAGCCCGGCGUCAACAAGUUCUCGCUCCGCAUGUUGGGCAGCCACAAGGCCGUGGCUCUGGAGCAGGAGAGACUCAGAUCAGCUGGAGCCUGGAUCAUACACCCCUACAGCGACUUCAGGUUUUGCUGGGAUCUCCUCAUGCUGCUGCUGAUGGUGGGAAACCUCAUCAUCCUCCCGGUGGGAAUCACCUUCUUCAAGGACGAGAACACUCCUCCGUGGAUCAUCUUUAAUGUGGUGUCGGACACGCUCUUCCUGGUGGAUCUGGUGCUGAACUUCCGCACUGGGAUCGUGAAAGAGGACAGUACGGAGAUCCUGCUGGACCCCAAGGCCAUCCGCCAGCGCUACCUGAAGAGCUGGUUCCUCGUGGACUUCGUGUCCUCGAUCCCGGUGGAUUACAUCUUCCUGAUGGUGGACCUGGAAGCUCACCUGGACUCAGAGAUCUUCCACAUGACCUAUGACCUGGCCAGCGCGAUGGUGCGGAUCGUCAAUCUGAUCGGCAUGAUGCUGCUGCUGUGUCACUGGGAUGGAUGUCUGCAGUUCCUGGUGCCGAUGCUGCAGGACUUCCCACCCGACUGCUGGGUCUCCAAAAACAACAUGGUGAACGACACGUGGGGCAUCCAAUACACAUAUGCACUGUUUAAGGCCAUGAGUCACAUGCUGUGCAUCGGUUACGGCGCUCAGGCUCCAGAGGGAAUGACGGACGUCUGGCUCACGAUGCUCAGCAUGAUCGUGGGCGCGACCUGCUACGCCAUGUUCAUCGGCCACGCCACGGCCCUCAUCCAGUCCCUGGACUCCUCACGCCGACAGUACCAGGAGAAGUAUAAGCAGGUGGAGCAGUACAUGUCGUUCCAUAAGCUUCCAGCAGAUGUCAGGCAGAAGAUCCACGAGUAUUAUGAACAUCGAUACCAGGGCAAGAUGUUUGACGAGGACAACAUUCUGGGAGAGCUAAGCGAGCCCUUAAAGGAGGAAAUUGUUAGCUUCAACUGCCGAUGCUUGGUGGCUAACAUGCCUCUCUUCGCUAACGCCGACCCAAACUUCGUAACGGCAGUGCUAACGAAGCUGAAGUUUGAGGUGUUCCAGCCCAAUGACUUCAUCAUUCGCGAGGGAACUGUCGGUCGUAAAAUGUAUUUCAUCCAGCACGGACGGGUCAGCGUACUAACUCGUGGCAACAAGGAGACCAAGCUCAGCGAUGGGUCAUACUUUGGAGAGAUCUGUCUGUUGACGCACGGCAGGAGGACAGCAAGUGUCCGAGCAGAUACAUACUGUAGACUUUACUCCCUCAGUGUGGACAGUUUCAAUGAGGUUCUGGAAGAGCAUCCCAUGAUGAGACGGGCCUUCGAGACGGUGGCAGCGGACAGACUCGAUCGCAUCGGUAAGAAGAACUCGAUUUUGUUGCGCAAGACCUCACAGGGAGGAUCUGUAGCGGGCAGCAGUUUGGGACGGGGUGGAGGGAGCCGCGGAGGAGGAGCAGGAGGCGCCGGUCUGGGUUCUUCACGAUAG